This is a messenger RNA of Dryobates pubescens (Downy woodpecker), 1749 nucleotides long. It is a transcript of the gene TFG, whose product is annotated as trafficking from ER to golgi regulator. Gene Ontology annotation, cellular component: endoplasmic reticulum exit site. Gene Ontology annotation, molecular function: identical protein binding. Gene Ontology annotation, biological process: COPII vesicle coat assembly; endoplasmic reticulum to Golgi vesicle-mediated transport. The transcript is spliced from 8 exons. The coding region runs from base 127 to 1326 and encodes 399 amino acids. The record is from RefSeq and is a predicted model, not a curated record. Lineage: Eukaryota; Metazoa; Chordata; Aves; Piciformes; Picidae.
CAGUUUUCUGGCACUGAUAGUGCAUGGCGGCUUAUCCUAACGUUGUCCUGAAGUGAGGUGGGAAAUCUGUCCAGUAAUCUAGCAUCAGUAAGACAGACAAGGUCUGCAACUGAUAAGGAAUCCAUCAUGAAUGGGCAGCUAGACUUAAGUGGGAAGUUGAUCAUCAAAGCUCAGCUUGGGGAAGAUAUUAGGAGAAUUCCUAUUCAUAAUGAAGAUAUCACCUAUGAUGAAUUGGUACUUAUGAUGCAGAGGGUUUUUAGAGGAAAACUUCUGAGCAAUGAUGAAGUCACAAUAAAAUACAAAGAUGAAGAUGGAGAUCUUAUAACAAUUUUUGAUAGCUCAGAUCUUUCCUUUGCAAUUCAAUGCAGUAGGAUACUAAAGCUGACAUUGUUUGUGAAUGGACAACCAAGACCUCUAGAAUCUAAUCAGGUGAAAUACCUGCGUCGAGAGCUGAUAGAACUUCGCAAUAAAGUCAAUCGUUUACUGGACUGCUUAGAACCGCCAGCUGAACCAGGACUUUCCACUAAUCUACCUGACAGUGAUGCUGUAGAUGGUAGGGAAGAAAAGCCUGCUGCUGCUGACUCUAACGUCAAGCCAUCCACUCAAGCUAUGGAAGCAAGCAUGUUUGCAUUCGAUCCUCUAAAGAACCAGGAUGAAAUCAGCAAGAAUGUCAUGUCAGCAUUUGGCUUGACAGAUGAUCAGGUGUCAGGACCACCCAGUGCCCCUGCAGAAGAGCGAUCAGGAACCCCAGACAGCAUCGCUUCCUCCUCUUCUGCAGCCCACCCCCCUGGUGUUCAGGCACAGCAGCAACCAUACCCGGGCACACAGCCACAGACUGGCCAGGUGGAAGGUCAGAUGUAUCAGCAGUACCCCCAGCCUGGUUACCCUGCCCAGCAGCCACAGGCGCAGCCGCAGCAGCAGCAGUAUGGUGUGCAGUACCCAGCAGGCUACAGCCAGCAGCAGACCCCCUCGCAGCAAGCCCAGCAGUUCCCGGCCUACACCCAGCCGGCCGCCCCAGCCCCGGCUGCCGCUUUUCCCGGUCAGCAGCCACCCCAGCAACCGCUGCCGCCGCAGCAGCCACCGCAGUACGCAGGGGGCAACUACCCGCCGCAGCCCUACACCACGCAGCCCUCACAGCCGGCCCCCUACAGCGGACCUCCCGGUGGUACCCCAGCAGCGCCUGGCACCUACCAGCCACGGCCUGGCUUCACCCCGCCGCCUGGCAGCACCAUGACCCCUCCACCCAGCGGGCCCAACCCAUAUGCCCGUAGCCGGCCUCCCUUCGGUCCCCAGGGCUACACCCAGCCCGGACCCGGCUACCGGUAAGGAGCUGCCGCCAGCACAGGCCUUCUGUGCCUGCCAUUCCAUCCCCACAGACUCCAGGAAUUUGAAUUGAGGUUCCAAAACUGUGAUGAGGCAAAACCAUAGCUGUUAAUGAAAUUCUGCUGGGGGGAGGGAGCAACCAAACCAAUCUGUCCUGCUUCAAGUGGUAUCUGCUUCCUAGUUUAAUUCGGGGCUGGGUUAUUUUGGGGAAACACGACCUGAGUGUCUGUAAAGUGAUUGGCAUUCAAGCUUGUCUGGUUGGAAGGAGCUGAAGAGCUAGUUGGAAGUUUAGCCCACUUACGAGAUUUGUUUUUACUAAUACCAUGGUGUACUAAAUUAGAUCAUUCUGGAGGGAAAACUAGAUACGAUGUAUUAUAAAUUGUAAUGCUCACAUGGAAAACUAAUAAAAACCCUGAAUCUAUUUAA